AUGAAAACGAAACUAUUCAAUACAUUUAAAUUCCGGGCUAUGAGUGUGUCAAGAGCAAAAGUUGAUAUCUUGCAAGAAUCAGGAGAAUAUCGAGGAUUAUAUUUUUCAACUGAAGAUAUGCGGCAGGAUAUGGUACAAUAUCCUGAGAUUGUAUUUAUUGACGGAACAUACAAUCUUUUCAAAAGAUGUUUAACCCUUAAGCUAAUCGUCGUUGAAAAUGCUCAUGGAGAAACUAAAAUAGCCGGAGUUGGAAUGCUGGAAAAUGAACAGCGUGAGACCAUUAAAUGGUUUAUAAAUUGUUUUAAAAAUUCGAACAUUGAUGCCAUUUCACGCAUUCGAUCAUUCAUAACCGAUAAAGAUCUUACAGGAAGAAAUGUAAUUGCUGAAGUUAUUCCCAACGUUCCGAUGUAUCUAUGUAUGUAUCAUACAUUACGAACGUUCGGGCGUCAAGUGCUGACUCAAAGCAUGAGCUUUUCAACUGAAAAUCGUGAUUCUUCUUUAAAAUUGCUGGAUAAUCUAGUAAAAAGUAAAACCGAAAAGGAUUACAACAGUAGUUAUCAAGAGCUUUAUAGAACCGCCGCACCUCAAGUUAUUGAGUACUUUAAUAAGAAUUGGCAUCCAAUACGAAAAGAGUGGAGUUUAUUCAGUAUGGUUAAUGGGAAUUUAGGCAAUACUACUAAUAAUCGGCUUAAAUCAUUAAAUGGAAAAAUAAAAGAUUGUAUUCAAAGACAUUGUACAAUGGUGGACUUUACGAAAGCUUUUUUUCAGUUCAUUCACCACCGCCAAUACGAAUCAGAUCAUAAAAGGGCAAAUGAAUUUAUGAAGAAAAGUGUGGUGCCCUUAUCAUCAACUGAAGAUGAAAUAAAAUAUGAGAAACUCUUAUCCGGUUAUGCUUUCUCCCAAGUAAAAAAAGAAUUGAUAUCAAGUUCGUUAGUAAGUCUUGUGUUAAAAGAUGAAAAAGAAAAAAAACAUUUUUCUUCAUACAAUGAAGAUAAUAUUAUUGUCACUCUAUCUGAAUGCCAAUGUGUAUUUUGGACAUCAAUGAUGCUCCCAUGUAAGCACAUAUUUGCAGUUCGAAAAAUCAAUAAUAUUUCGUUAUUUGAUUCAGAGUUAUGUGCUAACAGAUGGUUUACUGACAAUAACUUUAUGAGACAAACAUUGUCAAUUAAAUCGAUUGAAAAGUCAGUAACAUCUCAAAGUUUUUGCUCCAUAUCAAUAGUGAUAAGUCCGAAAAAACUAUCAGCACAACAAAAAGAAUCCAGAUUGAAGCCGUUACUAAAUGAAAUUUUUCAUACUGUUAUUAACUCUUCUCAAGAAACUUUUGAGUAUUCAAUGAACACACUGAGAGAGCUGCAACAUCAUCUCCGGCAAAAUAAACAACUCGCAAUAAAUAAUAACGAUAUCAAUGAACCCGUAUCAAAGCUGGUCUCAACUAGUUUAAAUAAAGCAUAA
This is a messenger RNA of Microplitis mediator, 1452 nucleotides long. RefSeq lists its product as uncharacterized. Lineage: Eukaryota; Metazoa; Arthropoda; Insecta; Hymenoptera; Braconidae. The transcript has 3 exons. The coding region runs from base 1 to 1452 and encodes 483 amino acids. The record is from RefSeq and is a predicted model, not a curated record. Gene Ontology annotation, molecular function: zinc ion binding.